Paraphaeosphaeria sporulosa is the source of this 1050-nucleotide messenger RNA. RefSeq lists its product as uncharacterized. The coding region runs from base 275 to 889 and encodes 204 amino acids. The record is from RefSeq and is a predicted model, not a curated record. Lineage: Eukaryota; Fungi; Ascomycota; Dothideomycetes; Pleosporales; Didymosphaeriaceae. The transcript has a single exon.
CAUCGAGCAUUCAAACACUGCACGCUUGUAAGGUCAUUUUCAUGAAGGGCGCGUUCCUCCCGCCGCCCGAAGAAGUGGAGCUCACAGGACCCUGCGGGGUAGACUAAUUUACGUACCCAUGAGCCAGCAUUGACUACUGCAUAACAGGCAGCUGUAAACAAGAAUUUCCAGUUCUUAAUAGACACGAUUUCCCUCUCUACUAACACUUCAAAACUUUCCAGAUCCAGGAUUCUAGUCUCCAAUCCUCAAUCGCACGUUCCGCCAGCAGCCCACCAUGUCCUCCGCCGCCCACGCACUCCGCGAAAAGCAAGCCCCCAUCAAAGCCAACUACCGCAGCGAUCCCUCCUCCGCCUUCGUCACGCUCAAAUCCACAGGUAGCCUCGAUGCCUCGUCCAUAACUUGCAAGCUCUCGACUGGCGCCGCCGUCAAAGAGGCCUCGCGCAUAGCAGGUCUGCACCCUAAAGCCGGCGGCGACGACCCCAGCAUCUCGGGCGAGCUGUGCUCGGGCGACAUGCUGCUCGAUGCACUUGUAGCCUGCGCGGGCGUCACGCUAAAAGCUGUUGCUACGGCACUCGGCAUUCCCAUCGAGUCGGGUACUGUGACGGCGGAGGGUGAUUUGGACUUUAGGGGGACCAUGGGCGUGGAUCGGACAGCGCCGGUGGGCAUAACGGGGAUACGUAUGGGGUUCGAAGUUGUGUUUGGCGAGCGGGAGAACGGGCCUGUAACGGAGAGCGAAGUGGAGUCACUUGGGAAGCUGACGGAGCGGUACUGCGUCGUGCUGCAGACGCUGGUGAAUAAGCCUGAGAUUAGUGUAAAGGUGGUCGGCAACGGCGGAGGAAAGGAGGAGCAUGGUGUGUCAAGAGAGGUGAGCUGGGAACAUAAGGCGUAACUGCGGGUACUUUGAUUCACAAGACCGCGUGUUACUCCAGGGUGAGCUACAGACUGCCAAAGUUCAUGCCACAUUGAGAUGCAUGUUGGCUCACGCCACGUGGAUAUCAGAGAAAGUACCGUGUUUCCGGCUAUUUGUGCUACUGAAGUGCAAUUACAUCA